Molecule: messenger RNA, 732 nt
Organism: Colletotrichum chrysophilum
Lineage: Eukaryota; Fungi; Ascomycota; Sordariomycetes; Glomerellales; Glomerellaceae
Gene: PPS1
Product: tyrosine/serine/threonine protein phosphatase pps1
Exons: 4
Coding region: 1-732 (243 amino acids)
Biological process (GO): phospholipid biosynthetic process
Cellular component (GO): membrane
Molecular function (GO): phosphotransferase activity, for other substituted phosphate groups
Source: RefSeq, a predicted model, not a curated record
AUGUCAAAGCGAACAAGCAGCGCCGUGACGAACGGGAGCGCAGCCAAGGAUGCCGGCAGCUUCAACGAGCCGGCAUACGACAAGCAGAAACUCCUCUUAUCCGCCGACACGGGCCAUUUCUCCUUGAUUCGAGCACUUCACCUUGCGGAUGUCAUUACACUGUGCAAUGGUGCCUGCGGCGUUAUGUCGAUUUUCACCUCCCUCCGUUACUGUCUCGGCGAUCCCGCAUCUACUAGCACUCUGUACCUCGCCCUUUUCUUCUUGCCAUUCGGUUUAUUCUUUGAUUUCAUGGAUGGAAAGGUUGCGCGAUGGAGAAAGAAGAGCAGUAUGAUGGGUCAGGAGCUUGAUUCGCUGGCUGAUUUGAUAUCAUUCGGCGUGGCUCCCGCUUCCGUGGCCUUCGCACUCGGCCUGCGUACCGUUGUGGACCAUGCUUGCCUUACCUUCUUCGUUCUUUGCGGUCUCACUCGCCUUGCUCGCUUUAACGUCACUGUCUCGGUCCUCCCCAAGGAUGCUACCGGCAAGAGCAAGUAUUUUGAGGGUACGCCGAUCCCUACGAGCCUGGGCCUAGACGCAGUCAUGGCCUACUUCAUCUCACAGAGAUGGAUACUGGGGGACUUGCCCUUUGGUACGUGGUUCGCCGGGUCACCGCUCGAAUUCCACCCAAUCGCCCUCGUGUUCGUCCUGCACGGAUGCAUGAUGACAAGCAAGAGCAUUCACAUUCCGAAGCCUUAA